Molecule: messenger RNA, 2589 nt
Organism: Dioscorea cayenensis subsp. rotundata (Guinea yam)
Lineage: Eukaryota; Viridiplantae; Streptophyta; Magnoliopsida; Dioscoreales; Dioscoreaceae
Exons: 6
Coding region: 109-2169 (686 amino acids)
Molecular function (GO): chromatin binding
Source: RefSeq, a predicted model, not a curated record
GUUUUUCUCAUUUCGUUCUCAUCUACAAUUUCUCAUCGUUCUCUUCGUCCCCUUCGUCUUCUUCUUCGUCUCUUGGGGAUUCUAGGGUUAGGGUUUGCCAGGAGGGCGAUGGUGGCGGAGGGCUACGCGGCCUGGGAGGAGAUUGAGGUGUCGACGGACAAGGGGCGGAGGGAGGUGCACUUCUACCUCAAGCGCGGCGAUGGGCAGGUCGAUCUCGCCGUUGUGGGAAGGGAGAAGAGCGUGAGGCAUAUGGCUUACCAUGUUACGGGCCAGUUCCUUAGGACGGCGUUGGCGGGGUAUAUGUCGGCGCCGUCGGUGAGCUCGGCGGCGGCUAGGUUUUCGUUGAAAUGGAGGUCGAAAAGAGAGGUUGUUGAUUGGCUUAAGACGUUUAUUUCUGCUUCACAUCCUUAUAAAUCUUCAUCUGCGGUGGAUAGAUUUUUGGAUGACGACGACGAUGAUGAUAAUGGUGAAAUUGCAGAUAUGUCUCCUCCAAAGGAUCUUUCUUCAUUGAGAGUGUUGCAUUGUUCUAAAGAAUUUUCAUGGUUGGGUUCUGCAUGGAAUUGCAGAAAACGCCGAAAGCAUUAUCGAUCCUUCUGUCGAAAUGGAAUUACAGUUUCUGUUCAUGACUUUGUUUAUAUUAUGGCCGAGGAUCGCAAGCGGCUUGUUGCAUAUGUGGAAGAUCUUUAUGAGGACUUGAGAGGCAACAGAAUGGUUGUGGUACGGUGGUUUCACAAAGUUGAUGAGGUAGCUGUUGUUUUGCCUCCUGACGUUAAUGACAGAGAGAUUUUCUUUUCUCUUUGUCUUCAAGAUUUCAGUGUGGAAUGCAUAGAUGGAUUGGCUGCAGUUCUCAGCACUCAGCAUUUUGAGAAGUUUCAGAAUGAGGCAAGACAUGGUAAUUGGGAACCUUAUCUAUGUCGGAGGCAGAUUGAUAAUGAUGACAUCAAGCCUUUCGACGUAACUCAGGUCCAAGGAUACUGGCGUCAAGAAUUACUUAGGUCGAUGUCGACAUCUUCGCGUAAAUUAAAAUUGAAGAUAACUUAUGGCGGUUCUAAUUUAGAUCGAGAAAAUGACUCUGUUUCUCUUAGUGGAACAAAGAGGAAGCAGCGAGUAAGUAAUGAAGAUAUAAGUCGUAAAGCUUUUAAUAAAUUUAGAACUUCUGGCAAUGGAAGCAGAUCAGAAGUACAAGCUCCAGGUACCAUUUCAGGUGUUCCUGGUUCCAAAGAGGAGUUGUUGAAGCAGAAGUUUCAGAAGAUGCUAUACCCUGGUUGCAAUGUUGAAGUGCUCUCACAGGACAGUGGUGUCAGGGGUUGCUGGUUUCAAUGCGUGGUUCUCAAGAAGCACCAGGAUAAGGUGAAGGUUCGCUAUCAAGAUAUUCUAGAUGCUGAUGAAACUGGAAAUCUUGAGGAAUGGGUAUUAGCAUCCAGGAUUGCAGUAGCUGACAAGUUGGGCAUUCGUUCGAGUGGCAGGCAAAUUGUUCGUCCACAACGAACUGAUAAAGGGAUGAUUCAAUGCAGUUUCAAUGCUGGUGCUGUUGUUGAUGCCUGGUGGAAUGAUGGAUGGUGGGAAGGGAUUGUGAUUUGCAAAGAGUCGGAGCAGAAAAUUCAUGUUUAUUUUCCAGAUGAGCGACGGGCGUCCACCUUCUGCAAGGAUGACUUGAGGCAUUCACAAGAUUGGGUUUGCUUCCAGUGGGAGAAUAUAAAGGACAGACCGGAUAUCACCAACUCAAUGUUACCAAACUUGGCGAGUGAUGGUGGUAUUCCACCAUUAGUAUCUUCAGAACAAGAUGGGCAGCCUGAGUCAGAUCACACUCAAGCUGAGGAGGCCCAAUCAGCCAAAAAGGUCAAGUGUGAGCUUAGAUCCAGUGAAGAGCCAUUGGUUCAGGAGCAAAAGGUGCCGAAUCUUGUCAAAGAUUGCAUGCGCAAUGGACUUAGAUGGGUCUCAUCAAGGAAAAGGCGUCGUGGGAGGGAUCAAGAUAAAGUUGGUUUAGUUUGCAAAAGACCAAGUGAUGGUAGCUGCCGUAGCAUCCAGGAUGAAGCUGCAGUCUCCUUACACAGUGGACAGUUUCUGUUACCAAAAUCAAUGACAAUUGAUCAUGAUAACUGCAAGGGAGGGGGUGAUCUUCUCUUCAAUGCCCCCAUGAGCGUGUCAAACUUGGUUAUGUCAAGGUGAUGGGUGAUAUCAACUGUACAUUCUAAACACCGGGCAGUACGGUGGCUCUUUCGCUUAGUUUUUGAACCCAGUGUCAUCUCCGGUUGACAUAGAGGAAGCCAUGUAGUCACCACCUCUGUAUUGUGUUAUAUUUUUAGGUAGGUUAGAAAGAGCGCCUCCAGCUUCCUCCAUGCCGAUAAGGAUGAAAGAAAGCGGUUUUGAGCGCCUGUAGGUAUUAACCUAGUUUUCAUGUUUUUUUUUUCUUUAUAUUUAUAUAUAUAUAAUCCAUUAACUUUGGUCCUUCUAAUCUGGGUCUUCUUUUGGAAGUCCAAUUAUUUUUGUUUUGCUUUCUGAUUCUAUUUUGUGUCUAUAAGCCUGAUUGCUAGAAUUUUUUGUAUAAUACUAACUUUGUGUUAAUUGGUAUGAGAGGUUCUAAUGAUU